AUGAAUGGUGUAAGAAUUAUUAGGAACCUCCCACUGCAGUGGCGAUCAUUUUCACGAUGUGCAAUUCUCCGUCAAGAAGUUGCUCAAGCAGCAACUCCUCUGUCUAUUCCAGUACCGGAGGGAGUAGACAAACCUGUUUCCCCAAAAAUUGACAAAAUUGUCUCUGAGAUCACAAAUCUAAAUCUUCUUGAGGUGUCAGAACUUAGUCAGGUUCUUAAAAAGAGGUUGAAUCUUCCUGACGCACCUGUAAUGCCAAUGGGCGGGUUCGUUGCGGCGGCUCCUGCUGCUCGGGAUGAAGAAGAGGCUGCUCCUAAAGCUGUGAAGACUAGCUUUACUGUAAAACUCACCAAAUUCGAUGACAAACAGAAGGUGGCACUCAUCAAAGAGGUCAAAGGUCUCCUAGAAGGUUACAAUCUUGUUCAAGCCAAGAAGUUUGUUGAAAGUGUCCCCACAGUUGUAAAGGCUGAUGUGUCCAAAGAUGAAGCGGAAAAACUAAAGGAAGCUCUCAGCAAAGUCGGAGGCGUCAUAGAAAUAGAAUAG
This is a messenger RNA of Spodoptera littoralis (African cotton leafworm), 540 nucleotides long. NCBI's taxonomy places the organism in Eukaryota, Metazoa, Arthropoda, Insecta, Lepidoptera, Noctuidae. The record is from the annotation of a GenBank genome assembly.